AUGCCUCAGUUACUACGAAACAUUCAUGGGAUCAUUGAGGCCUUUGGUCGCUACGCCAAGACGGAGGGUAACUGCACGGUGCUGACCCGAGGGGAGCUGAAAAGGCUCCUGGAGCAUGAGUUUGCUGACGUCAUUGUGAAACCCCAUGACCCAGCCACUGUGGACGAAGUCCUACGCCUGUUGGAUGAAGAUAACACAGGGACCGUGGAGUUCAAGGAAUUCCUGGUGCUCGUGUUUAAGGUCGCCCAGGCCUGCUUCAAGACCCUAAGUGAGAGCCCUGAGGGAGCUUGUGGAUCUCAAGAGUCCAGAAGCCACCACCCUGGGGCCUCGCAAGAGCUGAGGGAGGGACAGAGAAGUCACACCGAAGUGGGAUGGGCUGGGAGAGGUCAGCUCCGUGAGGGGAGCAGCCAAGGACAGAGCAAGCAGGCGUCCCUGAAGCAUGACGGCAGCUCCGCUCAGGUAGUAACAGGACACAUUCAGACCCAGGCAGGGUCACAAACCCAGGUGCACCCCCAGACUGUGGAGCAAGACAGGAGCCAGACGGGAAGACAUGCAGGGGCUAGAGAAGAGGGACAGAGCCAGACACAGUCAGGCAGUGGUCAGACAUGGACCCGAGUGAGCAACUAUGAGGCAGGAGAGACCGUGCUGGAAGGACAGCCCCAACCUGGGGCAGGCACUCUGCCAGGCAGUCAGGACGGGAGCAGCAUGCACCCAAGUUACAGCGUGACAGGAGAGCAGGGGGAGUCCAACGUGGUUGUCGAGGAGUGGGUUGAUGACCAUACAAGGGAGAUGGUGAUCCAAAGGCAGGAUCAGGGCACGCUGCCCUCCAGCGCUUCUUCAGCUCUGGGCGGAGAGACAGCCCAGCCCAAGGAGAGACGAGGCAUCACAGCCAAGGGGCUGUAUUCUUACUUCCAAAGCACCAAGCCAUGA
Molecule: messenger RNA, 930 nt
Organism: Trichechus manatus latirostris (Florida manatee)
Lineage: Eukaryota; Metazoa; Chordata; Mammalia; Sirenia; Trichechidae
Gene: CRNN
Product: cornulin
Exons: 3
Coding region: 1-930 (309 amino acids)
Biological process (GO): positive regulation of cell cycle G1/S phase transition; regulation of phosphatidylinositol 3-kinase/protein kinase B signal transduction; cellular response to cytokine stimulus
Cellular component (GO): cytoplasm
Molecular function (GO): calcium ion binding; transition metal ion binding; calcium-dependent protein binding
Source: RefSeq, a predicted model, not a curated record